This is a messenger RNA of Rhizoctonia solani, 1293 nucleotides long. RefSeq lists its product as uncharacterized. Bases 1 to 1293 code for a protein of 430 amino acids. The record is from RefSeq and is a predicted model, not a curated record. The transcript has a single exon. Lineage: Eukaryota; Fungi; Basidiomycota; Agaricomycetes; Cantharellales; Ceratobasidiaceae.
AUGUUUUUCUCAGCUCCUGUAUCAACUUUCUUGUACAGCGGUGUGGCAGGUAGUAUCUCAGCCGGUUGUAAUAGCUUAUCAGUUCGUCCACGACCUAAUGAUCGCUUCCGCAUACCAAGGCCGCUGAGCUGGAACACUCGCCACGAGUGCCUAGGCGAGGAGUGGUACAACGAGCACAAGGGCAAGACUUUCAGCACACUGCAAUAUCGCAAGCAGAAUGAAGCUCCCUGGCAUGAGUUUAUUCUUCUCUUCCUUGAUGACAGGUCCGUAUGCCGCGUCGAGCGCACAGGAAUGGCCGAUGAAAAUAACCGACAUGGUGCCCUAUUCUCCCAUGAAAUCCCCGCGGUUGAUUUUAUGCAAGUUCUCCCCGCAUCCGUGGCGUCUGACUAUGAGGCCGGUCCAGUCAAGUCGAUGCUUGUUACAGAAAUCCGUUACCUUGAAGAAAUCAAGUUACUCUCGGUCCUUGAUAUAUGCUACGCUAUGCAACUCGAUUCAGAUGCGAAAAAGUAUACGCUAUGGAGGUUCAAUUGUUAUUUCUUCGCGUGGUCCAUUAUUCUCAUAUUAUCGCGACAAAUUGCUCAAUGGGACCUAGCAUUUAUGGGCUCAAAAUGGGACGAUGCUUGUAAUGACGCCGCCAAGGCACUCGGUUUAGCAUCCCACAAGUCAUUCAAUAACCUUGCUUUUGGACUUGAAGAUUUGCUCACUGCAACAGGGGACAAAAGGAUUUGUGAAAUCGUCGCCCAACACAUCCGGGGGCAAAGCCCUCUACUUAACAGGCGCGCAAAAGCACUUUUGUGGACAAAGCAAGCCCCAGAUAUUAUAAGACGGCGCCUUGAAAACUCCAUAAGACACUCAAUCACUGAGAACACAUUCCAUAUUCUUUUUCCAGAAUUUGGGAGAUUCAGCCUCCAGUCACCUAUCACGCCUAUCGAGCCAAAGCCUUGGGAUCGCGACCAACCAUCCACGGCCCAUUAUCCUACCUCAGCGCCUAUAUCUACCAAAAGCCAUGAGCAUAUGGUACCAAAAACUGACACCCUUCCUGUUACACCAGCGAGAUCGCACCCGUUCCCAACCCUUUCCGAGUUUUUCCACGCACCCAUGUACCAGACUUCAUCGUUAGUUCUGAGCGCUGUUUACGAAGGAGUCAGGAUUAUUUCUCAACCAGAAAGCCAAAAUGCAGUGGGGAUUCCUGCUAUGGAUCUUAGUGAUUGGCGAUCUCAACUAGAUCGUCUACUUACUGAGACGAGCCUUACUGACCCGUCAUACCUCCGGGAUUUAACAACAACUCAAUAA